This is a messenger RNA of Miscanthus lutarioriparius, 1434 nucleotides long. NCBI's taxonomy places the organism in Eukaryota, Viridiplantae, Streptophyta, Magnoliopsida, Poales, Poaceae. The record is from the annotation of a GenBank genome assembly.
AUGGAGAUGAACCCAGAGCUUGGGAUAAUAAGAGCUAUCCUUAUGAAAAGCUAUGAUGGUUUACCAUAUCAUCUCAAAUCUUGUUUCUUGUGUAUGUCCAUCUUUCCUGAAGACUACAAUAUUAGGAGAAGACGCUUGGUGCAUCGGUGGAAUGCAGAGGUUUACUCAAGUGAGGUUCGUGGCAAGUCUAUGAGGGAAAUAGCUGAUAGCUACUUCAUGGAGCAUUGGAGCUUAUUGAGAGGAGCAUGGUCCUACCAUCCAAAGAAUCAGGACAGUCAAUUGGUAGUAGAAAAGCAUCUCAAAGUCAAUGGAAGAGAAUCUUGUGUUUCAAAUGGAAGAAGGAUGCAGCUUAAACACCCAAGGAUGAAGUUGCUACGCGUGCUGGACUUGGAAAGCACCUCCGGUCUUGUGGAUCAUCACCUUGAACCAAUUUGGAAGCUCCUUCACCUAAAAUACCUUUCUUUAAGGGAAUGUCGUGGUAUUUAUUACCUGCCAGAGUCGCUUGGUAACCAGAAGCAACUGGAAACACUGGAUGUUACUAAUACACGGAUAGUCAAGCUACCGCAGGCCAUCACCAAGCUUAGGAAGCUACAAUAUAUUCGUGCAGGGAAUGUGUAUAAUGAAAUUUUUAAUGCUUCCUCAUAUGACCAACUUGUGAAAAAAUUACCAGUGCCAAUACAGAACAAGCUAUGUGUGUGGACCCUCACUUUGAUUGCCUUUUGUCUCUCAAGUUGCAGCCUUAAGCUUGGGAAGUCUAUAAUUGACAUCGAGGAUGAGGACCCAAUAAACAGGCGUGAUCUGUGCACAUUCUAUUGCUGCGCAGUGUUCCCCUUUUUAGCAAGGCUUGCAGAUCCAGUUGGAGUUACAGUGCCAAGAGGGUUCAGGAAGAUGAAAGCCCUGCACACACUGGUGCACUCAGUGGAGGAGGAAGGUCUACUUGACUGCUUGGAUAGCCUGUGCAGGCCUCCUGAUAACCUCCAGAGCCUCAAGCUGUAUGGCACUCUGGCCAAAUUGCCAGAAUGGGUCGCGGGUCUCCAUAAUCUUGUGAAGCUGAAGCUGGAAUGGACCAGGCUAACAGAGCUGGAUGGCACCAUACAAGUCCUUGGCAAGCUACCAAACCUGGCCACCCUUCGUCUACGGUACGGCUCUUUCGAGGCAAAAGAGCCCCGUCAUUUAUCUUGCCGUAGGGAGGCAUUUCCGAGUUUGACAGCGCUGGAGACAGUGCUGGAUACCGGCAUCGAAUCGGUGCUGUUUGAAGAAGGAACAGCGCCUAAGCUUGAGCUGUUGCUUGACUGGGGCCGAAUCGCUUUUUCUGGGCUAUCAUGUCUGCCGAGCCUCAAGGAAGUUAUGAUCCAUAAGCAUGCGCCGUUUGUGUAUGCCGUGCAGCCCCAGCUUACCAGGAAUCCAAACAAGCCCGUUCUGAAAUUUUUUUGA